CCCGUUGCUGUCACCGCUUUCUGCAGACCCUUGUCACCGAGCUGCAGUCAUCUUCAGGCGCUGUCUUUGAGCAUCCGGUCUCCUCCUCCUCCUUCCGUACGCCUCCCUCUGAACGUUGCGUUCGGGAGUUCGCGAAGCUGGCUCGUCAUCGGCAUUCCUUCCUGUACCCUUCCCUCGAUCACGCUGCUGAGGCUCGCCGUACAGCAAAGCCAUGUCCCAUCGUCCCGCCAUCAGCUUGACGGGUGCUCAACCUGCAAGAAGCCGCUCGGUCUCUCAGCCUCUGCGGGAAGGUGUCGCAACGCAAUCUUUUUCUUCGCUUGCUACCCAAUCCCAUCCAGACCCGCGAACUUUCCUUCGUUCACACUCAACACAGGCGGUUCUGCGGAGCACUAUCAGCGGCAGCAACAGUUCCCUCAAUGCUCCAGGAUCUGACGCGACUUCGCAGCAUCCUGGUUUUAAGGGUCGGGCCAGGAGCUCCAGUUUGAUGACUGUUACCGAGGUCGGCGGGAACGAGACUGAAAACGUGGUUGAUAGGCUCGGCGUGGGCUCGAAUGAGAACGCUGCCUGGGUCAACGCCCCUGGCGCCUGGCUCAUUCAUCCUGUGCUCAUCCUGGUCGCCAAAUUGCUCAUAGACGCCAUCCCGGGCAUGACACAGGAUGUCAGUUGGACUAUCGUCAAUCUCGGAUACAUGGCUGCAUCCUUCCUUAUGUUCCAUCACGUCACUGGAGUACCUUUUGAGGCCGCCUUGAGCACAGGAGGGGCUUAUGACGAUUUGACCUUGUGGGAACAGAUCGACGCUGGUGCCCAAUACACCCCUGCCAAAAAGUGGUUGACGUCUGUCCCGAUUGGCUUAUUCCUCAUAUCAACCCAUUACACGCGUUACGACUACGUCCUCUUCGCUCUCAAUUUUGCAGCGACUGUCUUUGUCUUGUUCCCAAAGCUGCCGGUGCUACAUAGGUUGCGAUUUCACUUUCUGAGCCCCGAUGUAGCUCCGACACCUCGAACAUCGCGUCCGCCUUCCCCCUCCAAUCAAAGCCGAUCGUGACGGAUCCGUGCUAUAGAGUUCCAGCCAUAUUCUGUACCAUGAUCAGCCGCCUACAUGUGAUGAUGAUGCGCACCAUGACCAGCUCUUCGAUGACAC
Kockovaella imperatae is the source of this 1141-nucleotide messenger RNA. RefSeq names its product ORMDL family-domain-containing protein. The coding region runs from base 212 to 1045 and encodes 277 amino acids. Gene Ontology annotation, cellular component: endoplasmic reticulum membrane. The transcript is spliced from 6 exons. Lineage: Eukaryota; Fungi; Basidiomycota; Tremellomycetes; Tremellales; Cuniculitremaceae. The record is from RefSeq and is a predicted model, not a curated record. Gene Ontology annotation, biological process: negative regulation of ceramide biosynthetic process; ceramide metabolic process; intracellular sphingolipid homeostasis.